Messenger RNA from Salvia splendens (bonfire salvia), 901 nucleotides. RefSeq names its product indole-3-acetic acid-induced protein ARG7. The record is from RefSeq and is a predicted model, not a curated record. Gene Ontology annotation, biological process: response to auxin. Lineage: Eukaryota; Viridiplantae; Streptophyta; Magnoliopsida; Lamiales; Lamiaceae. The transcript has a single exon. The coding region runs from base 63 to 500 and encodes 145 amino acids.
AAUUUCAAAAAUCACAAACAACUCUCAAAACAAACACAACCGAUUUCCAUUUCCACAGAAAAAUGUCUGGGUCUGGCUGCAGCAAAAUCCGCCACAUAGUAAGACUUCGCCAAAUGCUCCGCCGCUGGCGCAAGAAGGCGGCGAUGGCAGCUGACGUGCCAGCCGGCCACGUGGCAGUCACGGUGGGCUCCAGUCGCAAGCGGUUCGUUGUCCGGACCGCCUACCUGAACCACCCGGUUUUCAAGAAGCUAUUGGCUCAGGCCGAGGAAGAGUACGGGUUUACCAACUCCGGUCCGCUCGCCAUUCCAUGCGAAGAAUCGCUCUUUGAGGAGAUUCUCCGCUACUUGGCCCGGACCGAGUCGGCCAAGCACAGCUCCGCCCGGUUCAUGAGCUUCGAGGAUUUCCAGCGCUACUGCCACGUCGGACUGCAAAGCAACCUUAAAAUCUUGGCCGAAUCCCGGCCGCUUUUGGAUGGCUUUUGCGACAAGGCCAUUUGGUGAUCAAUUUCGGAGAAAAAAAAAGAAAUUUCGGAUAUAAUUAUUCAUCGCUUCGAGAAAAUUCUUAGGUCACAACUGUGUUGUCAGUUGGACCGGUCUAGUAGAUGCUGCAUUCGAUGAAAUAUGCUGAUUGCAGUAUCUAAGUGUAUUGUACAAACAUGUACGUCGUUAGAUACUGCAUUCGGUGGAAAAUCAUCGAAUGUAGCCUAGAUUAUACGGGGGAUUCUUAUAAAUUGUUUGUUUUGUAAUUUUUAUUUUUGAUUACUUGGGAAAUAUGUCGGAGAAUGUGCAAUGGAGAUGGCAGAGAUGGUGGCGAGUUGCCACCGAGUCGUCCCGGGCCGGAUCGGAGCGAUGUAACACGUUAAUGCGGGUUGGAGGUGAAGGUUGCACCUGAGAAAUUGAGG